GCCGCCGCCCGGCCCUCGCCCGGCCAUGGGGGACCUGCCGGGCCUCGUGCGCCUCUCCAUCGCGCUGCGCAUCCAGCCCAACGACGGCCCAGUCUUCUACAAGGUGGAUGGGCAGCGCUUCGGCCAGAACCGCACCAUCAAGCUGCUCACCGGCUCCUCCUACAAGGUGGAGGUGAAGAUUAAGCCCACCACGCUGCAGGUCGAGAACAUUUCCAUCGGUGGUGUGCUUGUCCCACUGGAGCUGAAGUGUAAAGAACCGGAUGGAGACAGAGUGGUGUACACGGGCACAUAUGACACAGAAGGCGUGGCCCCGACUAAGAGCGGAGAACGGCAGCCCAUCCAGAUCACCAUGCCGUUCACGGACAUUGGGACCUUCGAGACGGUGUGGCAAGUCAAGUUCUACAAUUACCACAAGCGAGACCACUGCCAGUGGGGAAGCCCCUUCUCUGUCAUUGAGUACGAAUGCAAGCCCAACGAGACACGCAGUCUCAUGUGGGUGAACAAGGAGUCCUUCCUCUGAAGACAGCUCUCUCUGAUGUUGCUGGACAAGCUCUCCAGAAACCUACUUUUAGAUAAACCAGCACAAGCCUUAACCAAGGCACACCACACCGUGGCUGUUUUUCCUCUGGAAUUAAUGACCUACUACUCCUAAUUAUUUCCAAAGUGUAAUUCCCCUCUGAUACAGAACCCCUGACAUAAGAGAUUGUGAAGUACUGCCCCCCACAGUGCUCUUUCUUGUUUUCUGUGCUGGUGUUCCUGCACCCAACAGUGCUCACUCAUCUUGUCGACCGCUUGUGACUGGAGCUCAGGGGAACCGACAGGCUUGUCCCGUCCUUGAGGGUUCCACUAAGUGACUGCGGUGAGUUAUUUCCAAGAUGGGUAACCCACACCCACACCUUUUUGUUCAUUGUUACAUUUUAAAAAAUAACAAUGUGUUUGGGUCCUCCCAUGUGUGGUAUGGUGAUGCGUAACGUGCAGUGUUGGCCAGCUUUCAAAGCAAACUUUGUGAAAAUAUAAUCCAAGCUGCAGGGAACAGGACUCAAGUGCUGUGCGUCCUACGAACAGCUCAGCUUUUCAGGGAAUAAGGAUGACAAAAGGACAAAAAUGUGAAAAGUAUUUGUAAUAUGCAAAUACUCUUUCAAGUAACUUAAGGGUUUGUGCUAUGCUGCAGUGGAAAGGGGGCGAAAGCAUUGCUGUGGACCCCUGGAAAGCAAAGUGACAGGAGUCCUCGGGCCACCUCUUUGGCAAACUACCCUAGUGUUCAAAUGUGCAUAUCGAUGGCCUCCCAACAUUCCCUUCACUUGAACUUUGUAAAACUGUGUACGGGUCUGUAAUCAACUUUUGAUAUUUCUUAAUAAAGGCAUUGGAAAUCGUG
Chinchilla lanigera (long-tailed chinchilla) is the source of this 1375-nucleotide messenger RNA. RefSeq names its product cannabinoid receptor interacting protein 1 (gene Cnrip1). NCBI's taxonomy places the organism in Eukaryota, Metazoa, Chordata, Mammalia, Rodentia, Chinchillidae. The record is from RefSeq and is a predicted model, not a curated record. Gene Ontology annotation, molecular function: type 1 cannabinoid receptor binding. Gene Ontology annotation, biological process: negative regulation of signaling receptor activity. Gene Ontology annotation, cellular component: plasma membrane.